AUGUCUGAAGAAAAGAAAGAUUUACAAAAUAAGUUAGCCACCGACGGUGAAGACACUGUUGAGAAUGUUGACACAGUAGAUAUUGAACCAGAAGUUGAUACUUCUAAAGUGGAAGAUACAAAAACUGAAAAGGUUGAUGAUGUGAACGUAGAAGACGAUGCCAGUGUUGGGGAAGGUGGAAUUGUUCUUAUGGACGAGGAUCCAGAGGAAACUACUGAAGAUAAAAAUGUUGAAACUAGUUCAAAUGAUAUGAAAGUGGUAGAUCCUAAACCAGUUUCAUUGGAAGAACUUGAAACUGAAGGUUCAUCUGCACCUGAAAUUGUUAAGGAUACAACUACUAGGGACACCAAUGAUAAUGAAGACUAUGUACCACCUUUACCUACAAGACAAAAAGCUACAGUGAAGGAAAAUAAACCAAAGGAGAAUCCAUUAUUAAAACAAUUGAAGGAUGCUUUUCCAACCAUUGAAGAAAAAUAUAUCAAGGCAGUUGUAAUUGCCUCGAAUGGAUCAAUGGAUCCUGCAUUUAAUGCAUUGUUAUAUUUAUCUGAUCCAGAAGCAAGUACUGAUAUUGCAUUACCAUCAAAACAGCCAUCGCCAACUUUAGAUUUACCAAGCAGAAAGAAAUUGACCCAAUUAGAACAGGAUGAACUCUUGGCCAAACAAUUAAAUGAUCAAUAUAAUAAAAAUUACCAGAAACAUUCACAACAUCGUAAAGGUUCUACGAAUACAACCACUUCCAGAAGUGGUAGAGGUGAUGAUACUAUGAAUAAUAUGGAUGAGCCAAUUCCAUUUGAUUCUGUAAAUGGUCGUGAUAGACAAUUACAUGAGGAAAGACUAAGUGAAAGAAGAAGACGUUUGAGAGAGAAUGGUGAGUUUAACCCAGAUACUUAUCGAGACGAUGAUAGUUGGGGUCAAUUUGUAGAGAAAGACUUACCUGAGAUGACAGCUAGAGCCAAUAAAUCUUUGCAAGAUACAGCUUCAAAAGUCGGUAAUUGGUUUAAUAGAAAUUUUGGUGCAGAAACUCAGCAAUCUGGAGGAAAUAAUAACAACAACAAUUUUGCUUAUAGUGAUACUCAAAUGAGAGAACAAGAAGAAGCCUUCAGAUACUAUGAGAGUCAACGUAAUACACAGACAAAUGGUAAUAUGAGUUCAACACGCACUAAUGAAUCACAAGCAGAAAGACCUAGAUUUAAUUCAUUUGGCGCACGUAUUGGUGAGGAUUCCUUAGAGAAUCAUGGAAUUUCAUUAAAUAAUGAUGAAUUUUCAGAUGAUGAAGAUGUUCCACCACAAUUACCGAGUAGAGAACGUAGUAAAGAUGGUAAUACUAAUAUCAAUACCGAUGAAAAAACCACGAACAUCGAAGCUGAUCCAGAUGCAUCAAUGGUAACUAAUGAUAGUCAACGUGUUGUAUCGCAAACCACAUAUAUUGAUACACCUGAUAAGACUCCAAAGAAGAAAUGGCAACCAGUUCCACCAGAACCAAUGGAUGCUACACCUACUAAAAUCAAUGCUACUUCCAAUAAAGUGACAGAUUCAGACACUGAUGAUUUCAUGAUCAACAGUGAUGAUGAAUAG
Messenger RNA from Maudiozyma saulgeensis, 1575 nucleotides. NCBI's taxonomy places the organism in Eukaryota, Fungi, Ascomycota, Saccharomycetes, Saccharomycetales, Saccharomycetaceae. The record is from the annotation of a GenBank genome assembly.